CGAGCUGCUGGGAGACCGCGCGGUGGGAUCACACGGCGGCGGCGGCGGCCCACAGACCUGAGCGGCGAGACCUCGGCCCGCGGCCUACUCGGAGCCCUCUCUCCACCGGAGGACCAGGGAUCCGCAGUCUUCAACACAGAGGUACCGUGCUCCGCGCUCCCCGCCCAGCCCGGCCCAGCCUGCUGCGGCGGUGCCUCCUUCCUUCCUUCUUCCCUCGCUCUCUCUCUCGCCCGCCCGCCCGCCCGCGCCUUCCCUGUCUGCCUGCGUCACUGCGGCCGCCAUGGCUGAGAACGGCGAGAGCAGCGGCCCCCCGCGCCCCUCCCGCGGCUCUGCUGCGGCCCAAAGCCCUGCCUCUGCCCCGGCGGAGCCCAAAAUUAUCAAAGUCACUGUGAAGACCCCCAAAGAGAAAGAGGAGUUCGCAGUGCCCGAGAACAGCUCAGUCCAGCAGUUUAAGGAAGCGAUUUCGAAACGCUUCAAAUCCCAAACGGAUCAGCUAGUGCUGAUUUUUGCCGGAAAAAUCUUAAAAGAUCAAGAUACCUUGAUUCAGCAUGGCAUCCAUGAUGGACUGACUGUUCAUCUUGUCAUCAAAAGCCAGAACCGACCUCAGGGCCAGUCCACCCAGCCUAGUAAUGCCGCGGGAACUAAUACUACCACCGCGUCGACUCCCAGGAGUAACUCCACACCUAUUUCCACAAAUAGCAACCCGUUUGGGUUGGGGAGCCUGGGAGGACUUGCAGGCCUUAGCAGCCUGGGCUUGAGCUCGACCAACUUCUCUGAGCUCCAGAACCAGAUGCAGCAGCAGCUCCUGUCCAGCCCUGAGAUGAUGAUCCAAAUCAUGGAAAAUCCCUUUGUUCAGAGCAUGCUUUCGAAUCCUGAUCUGAUGAGGCAGCUCAUUAUGGCCAAUCCACAGAUGCAACAAUUGAUUCAGAGAAACCCAGAAAUCAGUCACCUGCUCAACAACCCAGAUAUAAUGAGGCAGACCCUCGAAAUCGCCAGGAAUCCAGCUAUGAUGCAAGAAAUGAUGAGAAAUCAAGACCUGGCUCUCAGCAAUCUUGAAAGCAUCCCAGGUGGCUACAAUGCUUUACGGCGCAUGUACACUGACAUUCAAGAACCCAUGCUAAAUGCCGCACAAGAGCAGUUUGGGGGUAAUCCGUUUGCCUCGGUGGGGAGCAGUUCCUCCUCUGGGGAAGGUACGCAGCCUUCCCGCACAGAAAAUCGCGAUCCACUACCCAAUCCGUGGGCGCCACCACCGGCUACCCAGAGUUCUGCGACCACCAGCACAACAACGAGCAGUGGCAGUGGAUCUGGCACUAGCUCUAGCAGUGCUACGGGGAACACAGUGGCUGCAGCUAAUUAUGUUGCCAGCAUCUUCAGCACCCCAGGAAUGCAGAGCUUGCUGCAACAGAUAACUGAAAACCCCCAGCUGAUCCAGAAUAUGCUGUCUGCACCCUAUAUGAGAAGCAUGAUGCAGUCGCUGACCCAGAAUCCAGAUUUGGCUGCACAGAUGAUGCUGAAUAGCCCUGUGUUUACUGCAAAUCCUCAGCUGCAGGAGCAGAUGCGUCCACAGCUCCCUGCUUUCCUGCAGCAGAUGCAGAAUCCAGACACACUCUCAGCCAUGUCAAACCCAAGAGCAAUGCAGGCUUUAAUGCAGAUCCAGCAGGGGCUACAGACAUUAGCCACUGAAGCACCUGGCCUCAUUCCAAGCUUCACUCCAGGUGUGGGGGUGGGGGUGCUGGGAACAGCUAUAGGCCCUGUAGGCCCAGUCACACCCAUAGGCCCCAUUGGCCCCAUAGUCCCGUUUACUCCCAUAGGCCCCAUUGGACCCAUAGGACCCACUGGCCCUGCAGGUCCCCCUGGCUCCACUGGCUCAGGCGCCCCCCCUGGGCCCCCUGUAUCUAGCUCUGCACCCAGUGAAACUACGAGCCCAACAUCGGAAUCUGGACCCAACCAGCAGUUCAUUCAGCAAAUGGUGCAGGCUCUGGCUGGAGCAAAUCCUCCGCAGCUGCCGAAUCCAGAAGUCAGAUUUCAACAACAACUGGAACAGCUCAACGCAAUGGGGUUCUUAAACCGGGAAGCAAACUUGCAGGCUCUAAUAGCAACAGGAGGCGACAUCAAUGCAGCCAUUGAGAGGCUGCUGGGUUCCCAGCCAUCAUAAUUACAUUUCUGUACCUUGAAAAAAUGUAUCUUAUUUUUGAUAAUGGCUCUUAAAUCUUUAAACACACAUAAUUGUACUUUACUUUCACUUUGAUUCUUUUAAAUCUGUCUAGUUAUAAAUUUAAUAUGCAUUUUAAGGUGGAGUCCUUUCCUCCCUCUUUGUUUCCUCCCUCCCUCCCUUCCUUCCUUCCUUCCUUCCUUCCUUCCUUCCUUCUCUGUUUUGAAUGGUGGGAAUCAAUGCCAUUUCACUCAAAGGUGUUGCAUGCAAACACUUCUGCUUUUAUUGUGAUUUUUGGAAACAGGUAUCAACCUUUACAGUUGGGUGAACAAGUUUUGUCCUACAGAUGUCCAAUUUAUUUGCAUUUUAAACAUUAUCCUAUGAUAGUAAUUAAAUGUAGAAUGAAAAUAUUAAAAACAUAAAUUAAUUGAAGCUCUAAUUUGUGGUACAAUAUUGCUUAUUGUGACUUUGGCAUGUAUUUUUGCUAGCAAAAUGCUGUAAGAUUUAUACCAUUUGAUCUUUUUUGCUAUAUUUAUACACAGUACAGUAAGCACAAUUGGAACUGUACAUCUAGAAAUAUUACAACAGAAUCUCUGAGCAGAAUAUGUAUAACCAAAAUGAGAAAGGAUAUAAGAAAUAUUUCUGGAGCUCGGUAUAUCUCACAAUUUUGUAGAAUCUUACAGCAUCUUUGAUAAACUUCUCAGUGGAAAUGUUGGCUAGGCAAGUUCAGUUAAAAUAUAGUAGAAAUGUUUAUCCUGGUAUCUCUACGUAUACAUUUAAUUGUACAGAAAACUUACAGUGUGACAUUGUGUCAACAUUUGCAAAUUGAUUGUAUAUGAUCUUAAUCUUAGUGCAGCCUGAAGGAUCAGUAUAGUAAUGCCAGGAAAGUGCUUUUUUUAAGACUUCCUUCUCAGCUUCUCCCAUAAAGAGACCCUAAUACGCAUUUUGAUUUGUAAUUGGAAAUGUAACUUUCACUGAAAAUGUCAUGUGACGUUUGCAUUACUUUUAACUGCUGUGUAUAAAGGAAACUGUAUCUUUUGACUCUAUCAGUUAUUUCUCUUGUGCACAGGGAAAAAUGCAUUAAAAAUGACUAAAAAAAUAAAAAAAUUUAAAAUGGA
Messenger RNA from Aethalodelphis obliquidens (Pacific white-sided dolphin), 3270 nucleotides. RefSeq names its product ubiquilin 2 (gene UBQLN2). The transcript has a single exon. Gene Ontology annotation, cellular component: cytosol. NCBI's taxonomy places the organism in Eukaryota, Metazoa, Chordata, Mammalia, Artiodactyla, Delphinidae. Gene Ontology annotation, biological process: regulation of macroautophagy; autophagosome assembly; ubiquitin-dependent protein catabolic process. Gene Ontology annotation, molecular function: polyubiquitin modification-dependent protein binding. The record is from RefSeq and is a predicted model, not a curated record. The coding region runs from base 281 to 2155 and encodes 624 amino acids.